AUGACCAGCCCUACAUCUCAAGAAUAUCGAGGAUUUAGCAUCCCCACCAAAUACAGCACUUGCAGCGAAGGACGUGGCAGUUUUGGCGGUGGAGUUGUCAAGACACCACUUCAAAACACUAUAAACACACAGAAAACCAGAGCUAGUAGAACUUCACUUGGAGGACAGGUGCAGAUCUUACUUGAAAGCAAGUUUCUGUAUUUUGAGAUGGAUAAAUUAAAAAACCUCAUUGUCACUGAUGAAAAUCACGAUAUUCAAUGGAGAAGACUAUUGUUCGCCGCCGGUGCUGCAUUAUGCGCAUUACUUUUUGCCAUGCUUGCUGUGCAGACUAUUCGAAAAGCAAAACAACCACUUCUUGUACCAACUGUGCCAAACCUGGCAGUUCGACGCUCAACUAUUAUGAGGACAUCCAGGAAAUCAAUGUAUGAGAGCGGUAUAAACCGUGAAGAAAGUAGCCAUGGGAAGUUGCAAACAGAAUCAAAAACAAGCGACCGUACCACAUUCACGCCCAUCGAGUAA
Thelazia callipaeda (thelaziosis nematode) is the source of this 519-nucleotide messenger RNA. NCBI's taxonomy places the organism in Eukaryota, Metazoa, Nematoda, Chromadorea, Rhabditida, Thelaziidae. The record is from the annotation of a GenBank genome assembly.